AUUUUGCUUUCCCAGUGCAAGGAAUUGAUCAAAGUGCGUGGAUUUCAGGUGUCACCUCCAGAGAUUGAAGGAACGCUCUUGACCCACCUUGACAUCAUUGAUGCCGCUGUAAUUGGAGUGCGCUGUCCGCCCGAGGGUGAGGAGCAUCCACGCGCAUACGUUGUUUUGCGGCAGGGAUCAAGACUAGAUGCUGAGACAGUCAAGCUUUACGUUUGUGAGCGGCUUGCAAAAUACAAGGAAUUGACGGGUGGUGUCACGUUCACCGAUCAGAUUGCAAAUAAUGCUUGA
Messenger RNA from Bipolaris maydis ATCC 48331, 288 nucleotides. The record is from RefSeq and is a predicted model, not a curated record. NCBI's taxonomy places the organism in Eukaryota, Fungi, Ascomycota, Dothideomycetes, Pleosporales, Pleosporaceae.